Lithohypha guttulata is the source of this 3480-nucleotide messenger RNA. RefSeq lists its product as uncharacterized. Bases 1 to 3480 code for a protein of 1159 amino acids. Gene Ontology annotation, molecular function: NAD+ poly-ADP-ribosyltransferase activity. The transcript is spliced from 2 exons. Lineage: Eukaryota; Fungi; Ascomycota; Eurotiomycetes; Chaetothyriales; Trichomeriaceae. The record is from RefSeq and is a predicted model, not a curated record.
AUGGGGCGAAAACAAUUUCGACAGGACCUCAUCGAGGCUGCCCAAGAUCCACCUCCUCAUAUCUACGGGAUUGAAACUAUCGACGAUGGCGAGAUCGGAUUCAACUAUACAUACGCUGAAUACGGUACCACACAACACGCAGGACUCCGUCUCCUUGCCUUGAAUGUCGACGAUUAUCCUAUGGACAACGAAUACAUGAUCUUUGCCGGAGAAGGUGAUAUCAGCCCGCAAAUCGCCGACUCCUUCGAAAUAUUGACCCCUUUGAUCAAGAACAGAUCAAUUCAUCAAGCACUGUCAGAGUUAUCGACUGUACUGCAUCAAGCUGUGACUAGUGGCCAAUCUACAAAUCCAAUAGUCCUUCCUGAUGUCAGUAGUGAUCUCGAAGACGAGGGUUAUGCUGAGGCUGACAGUGAUGACGAUGUCGAAGAGGACGAAGCAGAUAUUUGGCUGGAAGGAGACGAGGAUGAGAUGUUUGGCUUUGACGAGCCGAAGAAACCUGGUCCUGUCGCUGUUGGACGAACCAAGAUGAGCCAGUUACCUGCCGAAGACCGCAUGAAAAUUAAAGCAGAUUUGAGAGAAGCCAAGGACGCAGGCUUCAAGGUCGGUGUCAUUGGAGAUCUAAGUACGUCAGGAAUCGUCUGCGUGUCGGUCAGAGUCGCGAAGCUAGGCAUUUCCGAGGACGUCAUGAAAGCGUGGACUCUGGAACCACAGCAGUAUUUCGUCGUCCUUAUCCGAUUUCAGGCUGGAUACCAGAAUAUCGAGAUAUUGAAAGAGCAGUCCACACUGUCAGGGUCAACAGAAAUCAGGCUUGGUCUUUGCUCCAGUUACAAGCCAAACAGCAAGAGUGCCUUCGACACUUUCAAUGAAGUAGCCGCAGAUGCUACCAACGAUUCGCAGCUGAGUGCGCCGCGGUCGACAACAGACCUUCAGCCCUUGUUCAUCGGUCGCCCGUUGAACGAUCUGUUCAAAUCACGUUUCACCGCAGUUGUGAAGUUCAGAGAAAUAUACUGCUUAGGGUGGGCUGGCGCCGAGCAACUUGUUCACGAUACACAGGGUGCGCCCAUCGAUAUAGGAAAACUUACGAAAUACGACAAAGUGAUCGACAGCAAAACCGAAAGAGCUUUGCCUGCGAUUGUCAUGGCUGACAGUAUGUCACGGACUCGAUUCACCAAAAACUGCUCGCUGCCGCUGGUAACAAUGCAAUUCGCGCUGCGGCAUUUUGUCCGCUGUACCGACUUCUGCUUGGUAUGCCAUUGCAAUUCCGGCUCUACGUUCGAGGCGCUCAAACCUUAUGUCUGCUCCAGCCCACUUUGUUUGUAUCAGUAUAUGGGUCUUGGUUUUGGGCCCAGUAUUGAAUGGGAGAUCUUAUCACAGCCUUACGUGGUGGAUCUGCUCAUCAGCUUCUGCUAUGUCCAGGCAAUGUCAGGUCGAUUGAAGGAUUUUCCAGUUGGCAUAGACCUACGAGUUCCGGUCCUGCCAAGAUCGUCGUCUAGAAACGAUCCACACCCUAGCUACUCGAAUUAUCGGAGCUCGACACAAUCGACUGCUACCCAAACACAAACACCGCCAAAGCUAGCGUUCGUUAUACCCUACAAUGGCGCCAACCUUGAGCUCUUAUUUCCAGCAAAAAAUUUGGAUAAGGGUCAACAAUUGAGGAAAGGAGAUUUCGUUGCUCUGGCUAACUCGAACUACUUCAGCGGAGUCAUUUAUCACCGUAUCGAGGAUGUCUUACUACCAAGUGUAAGACUCGGACCUCCGGUGCAAGUUUUUGACGGCGACAAACCUCGAUCUGACAUACUCCCCAAUAAGUUGAUCGACGUUGAUUGCUACCUCUUCGACACGAGCUUCGACGAUUUGUCUGACAACGAUAGAUGCAAGGCGAUCAUGACACUUCUAGACACGAUACCUCCUGUCAAGGACAUGCUUCGUUAUCUCAAGACUCACAACGUUGGGCAAGAGUCAAGUCUUCGACAGUGGCGAGAUCGUAUCUCAAGUUCUGCGCUGAAUGUGCUACGAUGGAUCAUUGCGUCAAAUCGAUCGUGUAUUGUACAGGUCGAUAGCGUGGUAGAAGAUGCUGGCACUCUAAAGACUAUGCCCAACGAAGACAGAAUCUCUGGCAUGGACGAAUACAUGCAGUUCCGGUUUGCUCAAGGCGCUCCCGACAAGGAGCAGCGAUUCAUCGAUUGCGUGAAGAAGCAGACUGCUGGAAAGCAGUAUCCAACCAUUUUCGCUUGGCAUGGGAGCCCUCUCCACAACUGGCACUCCAUCAUACGCGAAGGCCUUCACUUCAAAGACACCGCACACGGUAGAGCUUAUGGGAACGGCGUCUACAUGAGCAAUCAUGCACAAACCAGUUUGAGCUACAUGAGUGGACAUUACAGCUUAGCUGGUUCACGAAAUGGAUGGCCAAACAGUGAGUUGAAGGUAUCUGGGGCGAUGUCCUUGAACGAGGUAGUAAACAAGCCUGACUCGUAUGUGAGCAGGAGCCCCCAUUAUGUUGUUGGCGAGAUCGACUGGAUACAGACUCGCUAUCUAGUGGUCAAGACCAACGUCACACAUACAAAAGGGGAGCAGGCAGAUAUGGAAACGAUUGCUCAAGACCCGGCACAUACAGCCAUGGGUAUGAGUCAAGAAGCUGUACAGAUCCCCAUUACUGCUGUUGCUAGGUCAAGACGGCCUAAAGAAAUUCUCCAGAAAGAUUCGAAGAAGCGAAAGUCCCUGGGGAGUGGACGGAUCGAGAACCCAAUCGAGAUCAUGAACGACGAUGUCCAAAGUGUGGCCACUCUCAAUGAAGACCGCGAUUAUCUGCUUGAUGACGAGUCGCACUCUGGUCGAAAACCCAUGUCACUAGACUCUGAUACAGAGAUGGAUAUCUCCGACCAUGAAGAUCUAAUUCGGUCACCCAAGAAGAAGCUUCGUCAAGAUGAAUCAUCUACCAAGUUGCAGCUGGUCGAAGGCUGUUUGCUCGACGACACCAGAACCGAUUUCUUUCCUGGCAGGCUGGACAUGUCGAACGUGAAAAGACUUCCAGCUCCCGAUGAUGCAUCACUGGCAGCAAGCAGUGCACUCCUCAAAGCGUUUAACGCACUGAUGAAGACACAGAAGACAACACCAGCACAUGAGCUGGGUUGGUAUAUGGACCCUGAACAGGUUGAUAACCUUUACCAGUGGAUCGUCGAACUACACUCAUUCGAUUCGGAGAUUCCUUUAAGUCGGGACAUGAAGGAAGCAGGUAUCACCUCAGUGGUACUCGAGAUGCAAUUCACAAACCAAUACCCCUUCGCACCGCCGUUUGUUCGAGUGGUCAAGCCUCGGUUCCUUCCUUUCAAUCAAGGGGGCGGAGGUCAUGUCACGGAAGGAGGUGCGAUAUGUAUGGAGCUACUUACCAACAAUGGGUGGUCGGCUCGCGGUUACCUGGAAGUCACGGUCAUUGGCGGGCUGGAGGUGAUGGUGGAGUUUAUGGAGUUGGCGAGGCUAUAG